UAGGGUUAAGUGUAAUUAAGUGAGGUUAACCAACACUAAGGUUUACCUUCUCAGGCCAUCUUGGAAAACAUUCUUUGCUCACUAGACUGUCCUUUAAUUGUUGAUGAGUAUCUUCUUUCCUUCAUACUUGUGCCAUAUGAUGUUAAAGUUUUUAUUUUUCAUACUUCGUAAUUGUUUUGAGUUGGGGCCUUGGAGGUAGUAUUGUCACAUAUUCCUUUCUAUAAAGGAUCUUAUAUGAGUUUUAACAACCUUGAUAUAACACCGUAAACCUGUUGUACUUUGCUCUUACCUUUGCAUACUGCUAUUGCCUUCCUCUAAUUCUGCCCAUUGCCAUUUCAAGAAUCAAGAUAUUACUUUUGUUUUUUAUCAGGUGGUGGUGCAUAACUUACUUUGUUCUGAUAGAAUGGUUUUGUGCUCAGCCUAAAAAAAUUCUGCCAGCUGAUGUGAACUCGGAAACAUGCCAUGCAUUGAGAAUUCAACUGGUCAUGCUGACCACAAGUCUGCGGUUUGUAAUCCAACCACAGUCCCCAUGCAUGAUUUCAAGCCAUUUGAAUGCAACAGCUAUGACCUUCACAUAGCAGAAGAAAAAGCAAACAUAAGGGACAAUCAUGGAAUCUCGUGUCAUUUCAAUGAUGGUCCUGAUCUCAUUGUUUUUGAAGAAAAAUCAGUUCUUGAUUCAAGUUGCAUUAAAGAUAACAAUGAAUGCUUCAAGAUUCCGGAUCUUGAUUCAUCAGCAUUCACGAUUAGCGCUCUCAUCAAACACCCAAAGCCUGAAGAUGACAUUUCACCACUUAAAGGUGAUAAAGAUUCGAGCUUGCAGUGUAAUCUUCAUAGUGCUAUCAAAGAUAUCGGUAUUGAUAUGGGGGUGCCUCUAGUGGACAAGAUUUUUACCGAAAAUUUGAGCUGUGAUAAAAAUGACAACUUGGGAGAAGAUGUUCAAAAGGAAACACUUUCUGGGGAGACAACAAAAACAGAGGACACUAAAAUUGUUGAUAUCAAACCAGUUGUAUCUGAAUCAGCUAAGGGCACUUACAUAGAGGAUGAAUUGAUGGAGCCUUUAGGCUCAAAAUGUCAUAGGACUCUAAAAGCAGCUGAUGAUUGUCAGUAUUCCGAACCAAACAAGAACGAGCCUAGCGAAGUUCAAUGCAGAGGCACUGUGAAUAUGGCUGAGAAUAAUGUUGGACCCCAAACAGGACCUGAGUUGCAAGACAUGCAGAGUAGUGAGGACAAAACCUCUGCUAAUCUUUUAAUGGGUGAUCAAGAUGGAUUUGCAGAUGGAAACACAAGUUUCUCUUCAGUUGGUCCUAUGUCCGGUUUGAUUACCUAUUCGGGGCUGGUCCCGCAUCCUGGGAACAUUUCUAUUCGUUCAGAUAGCAGCACAACCAGCACAAGAUCCUUUGCUUUCCCAGUGUUACAAUCAGAGUGGAAUAGCAGUCCGGUGCGAAUGUCAAAAGCAGAAAGGAGGUACAGAAAGCAGAGGGGUUGGAGGCAGGGUCUUCUCUGUUGUAGAUUCUAAAAUCUUUUUCCAUUUCAUUCUUUAGGGCUCGUAGAUCGAUCACAUAUCAUUUACCAUACAUAUAAUGAAAGAUCACAAAGUUGUGAGCAGACGAUGUUGGAUUUGGAUACAUGUCAAUAGGAUUAGGGAAGAGCGUUGAAUUCAAGUUGUAAUCAGAAGCCAAACUGUGCCUUAAAAUUUAUGGAGUGUCUCCCGAAUCAUGUUGCUGAGCUUUGACAUCACUUAUGAUCUUGUUAUGUUUUGCUUUUCUUUGUGGGAUUGAGUGGCGUAGAUGUACAACUACAAUAACAUACUGUUUGAUAC
Molecule: messenger RNA, 1819 nt
Organism: Cuscuta campestris
Lineage: Eukaryota; Viridiplantae; Streptophyta; Magnoliopsida; Solanales; Convolvulaceae
Source: the annotation of a GenBank genome assembly